Messenger RNA from Salmo salar (Atlantic salmon), 7312 nucleotides. RefSeq lists its product as uncharacterized. Gene Ontology annotation, cellular component: nucleus. The record is from RefSeq and is a predicted model, not a curated record. Gene Ontology annotation, biological process: regulation of gene expression. NCBI's taxonomy places the organism in Eukaryota, Metazoa, Chordata, Actinopteri, Salmoniformes, Salmonidae.
AGAAUGCACCACGCGGCCCAUUGACGAAGCACGGGCAACGUACACAAUGGUCGUUAACACGAUUACACUGGAGUUUCUCAUCUCCAUAAAGGUAUCUCUGGUUAUUCUUGCCCGCUUCACAACGGUGUCAAUACCAAAGAUGGUGGACGCCAUUCUUCUUUGAUUGAAGCAAGAAUGGGGCAAUUUUGGAAUAUAGCCGGUGACCUCACAAAGAGAUUCCACUGUUCUGGUGACAGGAAGAAGAUCUGGUUUUCUGAGAUAACGCUCACCCUGGAAUAACUUGUGUCUUGGCCAGAGACUGGCAAAACAGCACCUCUUGAAGCUUCCUGUGUGGUGCAGCGGUCUAAGACACUGCAUCUCAGUGCGAGAGGUCAACACUACAGACACCCUGGUUCUAUUCCAGGCUGUAUCACAACCGGCCGUGAAUGGGACUCCCAUAGGGUGGCGCACAAUUGGUCCAGUGUCGCCCGGGUUUGACCGGUGUAGGCCGUCAUUAUCAAUAACAAUUUGUUCUUAACUGACUUGCCUAGUUAAAUAAAGGUUAAAUAAAAAAUAAAGCUCCCAGUGUGAAGGGAGAUAUAGGAGACCUGUGAAUACACAGGAGAGAGACACCUCACAUUAGCGACAGCUCCGUUCAAUAACCAGUUGUUAUAGAUUUUUUUUAAACCAAGAAACAUUCUACCUCUGCUGAGACAAAAUGAGUUCAGAGAAGGAAAUGUUGAUGGAUGAAAUCGAAAAGAGUUUAUGGAAUUUAACUGAGAACAAUUUAUGUUACCUGUGUGAACGUUGUGGAAUAGAUGGCUCUGAAGUUAAAGGGAUGAAUCAUCGCUUAUUACGGCGUAAAGUCAUGGAGGAAAUGUGGGACAAUACGGAGUCAAUGAUAUCAGAGGAGCAGGGAAUGUCUUGGUUAGUCCAACUGAAAGACGACAUCAGGAGGAUACAGGAGGAGGGUAGCAGUGCACUCAUGAGUCCCAGCCAAUCCGAUGAUGUAGACUGUGACGAAGAAUGGAACGAAGAGGGAGGAGCUAGGUUGCCUAGCAACAGACUGGAGGCGAAAUCUGAUCUAGAGAGGCACACACCAGAGCAGAGGGAGAGUGGUGUGACUACUUCCCAGUCAGAAAGUGUUUUUCUCAAACCACACUUGUGCACUACAUGCGGUAAGGGAUUCCAUCAGGCCGGCUGUCUGAAGAGACACCUGAGAACUCAUACGGGGGAGAAACCGUUCGUCUGCCCUCGUUGUGGGAGGGCUUGGAGUGAUUCUGGAAACUUAAAGAGACACAUGAGAAAAACUCACCCAGGAGAAGAGAGAGUUAAGAGGCUCAACACACAGAGGAGUGACCCUACAGGAAAUAGGGAGGAAAUGAAUGAGGAUUCAAUUAAAUUGGAGGAGCAGGGAACAUCUUGGUCACUCCAGCUGAAAGAGGAGGAUGCUUGUGGUGCACCCGUGAGUCCCAGCCAGGCUCAUGCUGAUGAUGUAGACUGCAACGUUGAGGACAAGGAUUGGUUGCCUAGCAUCGGACUGAAGGCGGAGCCCGUUAGUCCCAUCCAAUCCGACGAUGACUCUGCAGACCGCAAAGAAGAAUGGAACGAAGCGGGAGGCGCUAGGUUGCCUAGCAAUGGACUGGAGGCGGAGUCAGCUCAAGAGAGCCACAGUUGCGACAAGCCUCUCUGGCCCUCCUCCACCCUCCCAGAGUCCCCGGGUCGUGCCUCUCCCGGUAGCACCUUAUUGUGCGGUCUGAAGAGGGUGUCUGUGCGGCUUGUCGACUGCAGGAAGACACCUGGGCAGAGUGGCCUUAAAAUACACAAGGCAACACAGACAGGAGAGAAAUCCCACAGCUCAUCUAAUGCUGAACAACACAAAACCCUCUCAGGAAACAGGCCUCGCUCCCAUAUCUGUGAUCACUGUGGGAAGAAUUUUACCACAGCAACCAAUCUGAAAAGACACUUGCUGUAUCUGUCUGGAGAGAAACCAUACAUGUGCUCUGAAUGCGGAAAGAGAUUCACACAGGCCGGCAGUCUUAAGACACACCAGAGAACUCAUACGGGGGAGAAACCGUUCAUCUGCCCUCGUUGUGGGAAGGCUUGGAGUGAUUAUGGAAACUUAAAGAGACACAUGAGAAGGCAUACUGUUAAACAACACACAGUGAAACCUCACCACUGCUCGGAUUGUGGGAAGCAAUUCAUUGUAAAAUCAAGCCUUAAACAUCACCGGCUAGUUUUUCACACAGAUCACCCUCACCGUUGUGGUCAAUGUAAGAAGAGUUUCAUAACUGCAGAAAGACUGGAAUCACACAUAAAAACACAACACCCACCAAGUGAUCCUCUGAAGAACCCACAUGUGUGCUCUGAAUGUGGAAAGGGCUUCCAUCAGGCCGGCUGUCUUAAGAGACACCUGAGAACUCAUACGGGGGAGAAACCGUUCGUUUGCCCUCGUUGUGGGAGGGCUUGGAGUGAUUCUGGAAACUUAAAGAGACACAUGAGAAAAACUCACCCAGGAGAAGACAUGGUUGUUAAGAGGCUUGACACUCAGAGGAGUGACCCUACAGGAAGUAGGGAGGAAAUUCAUGUGGAUUCAAUUAAAUCGGAGGAGCAGGGAAUGUCUCGGUCACUCCAGCUGAAAGAGGCCAUCAGAAGGAUACUGGUGGAUGCUAGCGGUGCACCAAUGAGUCCCAACCAAGCCGAUGAUUAUUCUGAAGACUGUGACGAGGGACAAACUAGGUUGCCUAGCAACAGACUGGAGGCGAAAUCUGAUCUAGAGAGGCACACACCAGAGCAGAGGGAGAGUGAUGUGACUACUUCCCAGUCAGAAAGUAUUUUUCUCAAACCACACUUGUGCACUAAAUGCGGUAAGGGAUUCAAAAAGGCCGGCUGUCUUAAGAGACACCUGAGAACUCAUACGGGGGAGAAACCGUUCGUCUGCCCUCGUUGUGGGAAGGCCUGGAGUGAUUCUGGAAACUUAAAGAGACACAUGAGAAAAACUCACCCAGGAGAAGAGAGAGUUAAGAUGCUCGACACACAGAGGAGUGACCCUACAGGAAAUAGGGAGGAAAUGAAUGUGGAUUCAAUUAAAUUGGAGGAGCAGGGAACAUCUUGGUCACUCCAGCUGAAAGAGGAGGAUGCUUGUGGUGCACCCGUGAGUCCCAGCCAGGCUCAUGCUGAUGAUGUAGACUGCAACGUUGAGGACAGGGAUUGGUUGCCUAGCAUCGGACUGAAGGCGGAGUCCAUGAGUCCCAGCCAAUCCGAUGAUGACGCUGCAGACCGCAAAGAAGAAUGGAACGAAGCGGGAGGCGCCCUUCGUUGUGGGAAGGCUUGGAAUUAUUAAAGAGACACAUGAAAAGAGCUCACCCACCACACCAUCGGCAUGUCCCUUACCCCUACCCACCACACCAUCGGCAUGUCCCUUACCCCUACCCACCACACCAUCGGCAUGUCCCUUACCCCUACCCACCACACCAUCGGCAUGUCCCUUACCCCUACCCACCACACCAUCGGCAUGUCCCUUACCCCUACCCACCACACCAUCGGCAUGUCCCUUACCCCUACCCACCACACCAUCGGCAUGUCCCUUACCCCUACCCACCACACCAUCGGCAUGUCCCUUACCCCUACCCACCACACCAUCGGCAUGUCCCUUACCCCUACCCACCACACCAUCGGCAUGUCCCUUACCCCUACCCACCACACCAUCGGCAUGUCCCUUACCCCUACCCACCACACCAUCGGCAUGUCCCUUACCCCUACCCACCACACCAUCGGCAUGUCCCUUACCCCUACCCACCACACCAUCGGCAUGUCCCUUACCCCUACCCACCACACCAUCGGCAUGUCCCUUACCCCUACCCACCACACAAUCGGCAUGUCCCUUACCCCUACCCAUAUCAGACACCAUCGGCAUGUCCCUUACCCCUACCCACCACACCAUCGGCAUGUCCCUUACCCCUACCCACCACACAAUCGGCAUGUCCCUUAUCCCUACCCACAUCAGACACCAUUGUAACUUGGUUUACACCUGUCCAAUCCCUUAUAGAUGUGUUUACUACUUCAAGGAGACAAGAUGUGAAGGAUUAGUUUUUUUAAAGGGGGGUAUAUUUGAUGUUGUAAUUGUUUUUAAUGGAGACAAGUUAGAAGUAGCGGGGGAGACAGAUGAGCAGGGAAGACAGUGAAGAGUAGAUGCAGGGAUUGAACUUUGGUCUCCAGUGGGGAGGCUGAGGCAUACAUAGAGCAUCCAGCUGUGUUACCACAAGACUACAGGCUAUGUACAGAAGGAAGCAUUUCUAAAGUAUUGGAAUACUGCCCUAGAGUCAGCCUGUCCCAAAUAUCACCUUAUGCCCUAUAUUGUGCACUACUUUUGACCCCUACCCAAUGGGGUGCCAUUUGGGAUUCAGGACGUCCCAAACCCCUACCUACCACGUGCCCUUGCUCGGCCCUCACUAGGGCUGUUGCGGUCAUGACAUUUUGUCAGCAGGUGAUUGCCAAGCAAAUAACUGCCAAGCAAGUAACUGCCAAUUAAAUAACUGCCGGUCUCAUGGCAAUUGACCGUUUAAUUAUCAUAAACGUGUUUAGAAUCUCCUGGCUUCCACGCUUAACCUACAAGCCACUGAUGCAGACCUUUGGGCUCCCUAGUGGCGCAGCGGUCUAAGGCACUGCAUUUCAGUGCUAUAGGCAUCACUACAAACCCUGGUUCGAUUCCAGGCUGUAUCACAACUGGCCUUGAUUGGGAGUCCCAUAGGGCGGCGCACAAUUGGCCCAGCGUCGUCCGGGUUAGGGUUUGGCCGGGGUAGGCCGUCAUUGUAAAUAAGAAUUUGUUCUUAACUGACUUGCCUAGUUAAAUAAAAAAUACAUUUAAAAAAGUAUAAACAUUGAAUUUAAUAUAUCACAAUUGAACAUAGCUUAAUAAAAUAGAAAGGAUAUUUUCCCCAAACAAUUUCAAAGGAAGUGCACACUAUUCUGUGUUGAGCGGUUAACAAAGAAACUGGUCUACCUUUAUGCUUCGUUCAGAGUUAUUUAUUCGACUUUCGUUGUGAUACGAACGUUGAGAUAUGUUCUUAUUCUUAAUAUAUUAUAAGGCUGCAUGAUGGGACUCUGAUGAUUUGAAAAAAGUCACAAGCUGAACACACUUCAUCAGUCUCUCAUUCACAAUUUGACAAGCACUUGACAAUAUUCUCACCAGGCCUCGAAUUUCCCGGUGGCAUCCCCCUUGUGUGGCUGUAAUGCCCCAUAAAAAAAGUCUGUGCCUUUUGCGGCCAAUGUGAGUGUUAUAAUAAUUAUAAUUACUCUCGCUCACAUGGCUCCUUCAGAUGUAGUCAAUGCCCGUCACGUGAUCGGGUCCAUCUCAAAGUCAUUUCAGCUAAGAAGUAGGCUAAAAGUGAAUGAAGACAGACACAUCGGGGGCGUAACUGUGCGCGUCCAAUUCCGAGGCGCAUAUUGAUAAUGUUAGAACUGUCCACAUUUUACUUUUCGUCAGCCAAUCAGAUGAGUCGGUCUAACCAACACCAACAGCACUAGCUUAUGCCAAUGUACUAUCCCCCCAUAGUGCAAAAGUUGACCUAUGCUAUUGGUCAACUGUUCUUCUUCUGUGCAAGAAAUAAAUAUGCCAAACAUACUCUAGGACAGUAUGUGGGAUGCGAUAGAUGCCAAAUGAAUACAGCAACUCUCAUCCCCAAUUUUUUUUUUUUAAAGCUAUCUGGCUGGUGCAACAGAUCAGAACGUUUAGCUUAAACUGUUGAUACACUAUUAGGCUAUUUCUUCAUAUUAGAACUGUAUCAAUGCAAUCAAUUAGCAGGAAAACACUGUUCCUGAAAGUGAAGGCAAAUGCGAUUUGUGCAUUUAAUGGUUUAUUAUAAAGGUGUAUAUUUAUGGUGAAAAUGAUCUUCCCCAAACUUGAAACUCACGCACAGCCAGUUAGGCUCUACACCGGUUAUAAUGCGGAUUAAUGGUUAUUAUUUUUUAUUUAACGGGACAAGUCAGUUAAGAACACAUUUUUAUUUUCAAUGACGGCCUAGGAACAGUGGGUUAACUGUCUUGUUCAGGGGCAGAAUGACAGAUUUUUACCUUGUCAGCUCGGGGAUUUGAUCUUGCAACCUUUCGGUUACUGGCCCAACGCUCUAACCACUAGGCUACCUGCGCUUCCUGUGCUUCAUUUUAAGGAGUUAUUUGGUGACUUUAGUUGUGAUAAAAACCUUAUCAAAACAUGUAGGCCUAUGUGCUUGGCUACAUACGGUGUGCGCAAAAAAACACAAGUUAUUCCUUGCAUUACUGCACAAGCUGGGCAUCAUUCACAAGUGAUAAUAUAUAAUCCACAAGUGAUAGGGUAAUAUUGUCACCCAUCAGACUAUUCUUAAUAUAAUGUUGUCUUUACAUAUAGUAAAUAAUAUAUGUGUGAAAUUAGUUUUGAUUUAGAAUGGACAAUUAUCAUGCACCUGUAUCGAAACGGGUGUGGGGGAAAAAUGUGUCAACUAUGCACUUAAAUAGCGAAAUGGAGGACGCUUUUCCUGUGGUUCAUUUUCAUGCCAGCCAGGUAGGCUAUACUCCUGUUGUAAAGGAAAGCAAUGUGCUUAAUAUUAGGGAAGUUUAUAAAUAUAAUAGGCCUAGCCUAUAGAAAGCUGAUGGGAUCCUCCUCUUUUUAAUAGUCCAUCAAAACGGUUUUCUCACGCAAUUACAUGGCCUAUAGAAAUGUUGACCAACAUGAGCUCAUGGACUGAAGUGUUUUGGUUAGAUUUUGCAUUACACUUGCAUUGAUGUCAGAGUGAUUUAAAGGGACAAUACAGUGCUGAGUACCAGGCAGUUAGCAAGUUUGGUAGGCUACUAAUGACAAUCAGUAGCAUCAGAGAAGCCUAAUUACCGUGACUAAACGGUCUCGUGGAAUUUGACUGCCAUCAUGGCUUGUGACCGCCGAUCUGGUGGUAAUACCGUCACCUUGACAACCCCUCCAUGUUGGCAGAUCUAGGGACAAGAUGACUGAGUUUACCAAAGACAAACGGCUGAAUGUAGAACUCUAUACAGCUGACUUUCUAUCAUUGGACCAUUGGAGAAGGGCCCAAUCCCAAAUUGACAUCUAGACCCUAUGCACUUGUGGAGAUGUAAGAUAAUCUAAUUGGUUGUAAGCAAUAUGGUAUUACUUCCACCUAGCCUAUCAUUGAGUGGUAGAGCUAUUACCAUAUUGCGUACACUUGACAAAACCUCUCCGAUCUCCACAUGUGCAUAUGGCAUAGGGUCUAGGGGGCAUUUAGGAUUGGGUCCAUGUGUCUUGAUCUCUGGUUUUAAAAGACUUGUCUUACCACCAUGACUAGUUCAUAAUAAAUUCAAAAUGCCA